Molecule: messenger RNA, 903 nt
Organism: Tetrahymena thermophila SB210
Lineage: Eukaryota; Ciliophora; Oligohymenophorea; Hymenostomatida; Tetrahymenidae
Product: glycosyl hydrolase family 16 laminarinase
Exons: 1
Biological process (GO): carbohydrate metabolic process
Molecular function (GO): hydrolase activity, hydrolyzing O-glycosyl compounds
Source: RefSeq, a predicted model, not a curated record
AUGAUGAGAACUUAAUUAUCUUUCUUAAUUGUAGUGUGUUUAUUGAUUAGUUUGAGCUAAGCAUUUUUGAAACAAAAAAAUCAAACCGCUAAAAUUGCUAUCCCUUCGAUUGAAUCAUUAAGAAAUCAGGAAUGGGUUGAGAUAUUCAGAGAUGAUUUUGAUGGAGAUAAACUAGAUACUAGAUAUUGGACAGCUCGUAAUAACAUGACACACACUGAUUGGGAAUAACAACUUUAUAUAGAAGAAGAUGUCUAUGUCGAAAACGGAAAUCUAGUAUUGAGAACUAGAUUUAAUCCAAAAAUUUAUUAACCUACUCAAAGACUUUACAAUUACACUUCAGGUUGGGUUGACAGCUCUGAAAAAUUUAAUUACAUGUUUGGCUAUACUGAAGCUAGAAUUAAAAUACCUAAAGUUGUUCUUGACGAUCCAAUUUGGCCUGCAUUUUGGAGUAUCGGAGAAGGAACUUACUGGCCAAAUGGUGGAGAAAUAGACACUAUGGAGAUGAGUGCUACUUGGAACCCAGAUUUUCUUCCUCAUAUUUAAGGAACCUACCACUGGGGUAAAGAUGGUGACUAAUGCAAUGCUUGUGGAACUGAGUUCCCUUAUUAUCUAGAUUUUAGCGAAUAUCACACUUACACAACUGUUUGGAAUGCAACUUAAAUUGAUUGGUAUGUUGAUGGUAUUCUUUAUAGAACAAAUGUUAAUGGAACUAUUUAUGAAAAAAUGUCUUCUCCAGUUGAUCUACCCCACUACAACUAAUUCCUUAUUAUUAAUGAUGCUCUAUGGGGAGAACCAACACCUAAUCCAUAAGACUAUCCAAAGUAUAUGUACAUUGACUAUGUAACAGUUCUUCAAACUAGAGAAACUUAUGAAUCUUAAAGAUAAUAAUAGUCUGUUGCAUGA